AAAUUUAAUCCCGGAGCUUCUCUGAAGUCCUGGAGCACCACUGACUCCUCACGGACCCUCGUUUUAACCCUGGCCCGCUGGCUACCUCUAAUGCCUGUGAACGGCGACCUCUGACCUCCACACACCUUGCUGUUUGCAGACUGGUGACCUUUCACACACCACAGAAAACACGUGAACACGUGGGUUCACAUGUCCUGCUGUGAUCACAUUAAAAUGAUGUUACAAACAGUGGCUGAAAGUUUAAAUCGGAGCAAUCUAGCAAUCAAAACAAAAUAGAAUAACAGCGAAUAAUGGAGAAAAUCAUUUGUUUUCGUUUGAUAAUAAUACAAUACGUAAAAUAUGUUUGAUUAAUACGUGAUUAAAAAUAUUUUUAGUCAGAUAAACUUGCGUUUUGAAUUUUUAAAAACAGGUUGAGGGGGAAAGCAACAUACAAGGUUUUCUCUUUUUCUCGUUUUUGAAACGACACCGGAAGGACGAGACGGCUGCUGCUUCACUGUCAACACCGCAUCUUGGUUUGACCUCGCUCCGUGUGAGUCGCUUUUCAGUAUUUAACUAAGAACAAACAAAGCCUCCGCUGUCUGGUUUAGUGACAUUACGUUAUUAAAUGAAACGAUUUUCAUAAACUGAACGUCUGCCGCGUUGAUCGUUCCGUGAGCACCUGAAGGCACCGGAACUUCAGGCCUGUCACGUGACUGAGAACUGCGCCCCGCGGGUGACACGAGCGAGCCGAAGUUCACCACCGCCCAGAAUCGUCGUCCACAUCGCGCUGUCAUGUCUCUGCGUUAUCUGAACAAGGUCGUCGUGGUGACCGGCGGCUCCAGGGGGAUCGGCAGAGGAAUCGUCAAAGUCUUCGUGGAAAAUGGCGCAAAGGUGGUUUUCUGUGCGAAGAGCGAAGCCGAGCGCGGAGACCUGGAGCUGCUGCUCAACCGGACUGGACCGGGCUCGUGUCACUUCGUGCCGUGUGACGUGUCCCAGGAAGACGACAUCAAGACUCUGAUUUCCAGCACGGUGCAGACUCACGGACACAUCGACUGCCUGGUCAACAACGCUGGCUGGCAUCCGCCACACAAAGCCACGGAUGAGACCACGGCAGAGGAGUUCCGGGAGCUGCUGAACCUGAACCUCCUCAGCUGUUUCCUGGCCUCCAAAUACGCGCUCCCGUUCCUGAGGCAGCGACAGGGCAACAUCAUCAACCUGGCCAGCCUGGUGGCCACUCUGGGUCAGAAGGACGCCGUGCCAUACGUGGCCACCAAGGGGGCGAUCGUGUCAAUGACAAAGGCCAUGGCCGUGGACGAAAGCCGCUUCAAUGUCCGAGUCAACUGUAUUUCCCCCAGUAACGUGCUGACCCCUCUGUGGGAGGAGCUGGCGGGACAAACUCCGGACGCGGCAGCAACCAUCAGAGCAGGCGAGAACUUCCAGCUGAUUGGCCGGAUGGGCAGCGAGGAGGAGUGCGGACUGGCGGCCUUGUACCUCGCCGCGGACGCGACCUUCUGCACAGGAACGGAGCUCCUGCUGAGUGGAGGAGCCGAGCUCAACUACGGCUUCAAGAGCCAGGUGUCGCCGUGCACCUGAAGGCAUCGCUGCCCACCACCCAGGUCUUAAACUGACAUCAGUUAUCAUUCGGGGACGGGGGUCAGUCAGUCGGCCCCCGGGCCUAACUUGGGACGCACCUGUUAUACACCUGUUCUGAGGCUGCAGUUUCACCCCUGAAGGAGGGAAAGUGAAAGUGGCUGUGAAAGUAUCAACACUGAAUAAUGCGAAUAGCUGGACGAACUUUUCUGACAUGUCUCACCUUAACCAGAACCAAAUUGAAACCCAAGUUAUCUUGAAAAUGCCAUCCUCAAGUUGAGGCGUGGACUUGGAACCGUCAAAAGGCUGCCCACAAAGUGUCCUCACAAGUAUGUGUUUUUCCCAGACUUAGUCCCCACAAUGACAUUCUUAAUGCCGUGUGUGUGUGUGUGUGUGUGUGUGUGUGUGUCUGUGUGUGUCUGUGUGUGUGUGUGUGUGUGUGUGUGUGUGUGUCUGUGUGUGUGUGUGUGUGUGUGUGUGUCUGUGUCUGUGUCUGUGUCUGUGUGUGUGUGUGUGUGUGUGUGUGUGUGUGUGUGUGUGUGUGUGUGUGUGUGUGUGUGUGUGUGUGUGUGUGUGUGUGUGUGUGUGUGUGUGUGUGUGUGUGUGUGUGUUUGUUUGUUUUUGACCCAGGCCAUGGUUCUGGAACUUCUCGAGCCGGUCCAAAUCCGACCUGCCAGUGGAGCUCGUGCUGGUCACCAGCGUGAGACGACAUUUGCUCGUGGAGUUAGGAACCAUGUGUCAAUGUUUGGUGACAGUGAGUCAACAUGUUGUGAUGCUGAUUGUGACUGUCAUUUUCACCUUGAAAGACAAUCUCUGUUCCUGGGGGGGGGUUAGUGUUCCAGGAUCAAUGUGUCUCUGUACAUUGCACCAUCAAUGUUUUAGCACAACUGAACAACAAAACAACAAAAAUGGUGACAGAUGAAUUCUUUAAAAUAAGUGUGGGGGAAAAACCCUGUUGGUAGUUCUGUUUGUUCAAGUCAUGUAUAGAAUUCCUCAAUAUUUAAUGUUACAAUCAAUCAGUGUAACAUUCUUGUCAAAGCUAAUUAUUGUAAUACAACUAUUUAUUGAUAUUAAAAAGCUGUUAGAGCCACUGUUUUUAAAAAAAUUACUUUAUUUUCAUUAUUCUCUCCUGCUCAUUUUCUUUUAUCAAGACAUACUUUUUUAAAAAUCAUUUAGUUUUAAUUUAUUUUUUGUGCUUUAAAACCAAUAUAUUAUUUUAAUAUAUAUUUUGUUUUUUAAUUUGUCAUCUUAUUAAUUUCUUAAACAGUAGAUUGGUAAAAGUUAUAGAAGAAUAAUAUAAAAU
This is a messenger RNA of Synchiropus splendidus (mandarinfish), 2872 nucleotides long. RefSeq names its product hydroxysteroid (17-beta) dehydrogenase 14 (gene hsd17b14). The transcript has 9 exons. The coding region runs from base 772 to 1572 and encodes 266 amino acids. Gene Ontology annotation, cellular component: cytosol. The record is from RefSeq and is a predicted model, not a curated record. Lineage: Eukaryota; Metazoa; Chordata; Actinopteri; Syngnathiformes; Callionymidae. Gene Ontology annotation, biological process: steroid catabolic process. Gene Ontology annotation, molecular function: estradiol 17-beta-dehydrogenase [NAD(P)+] activity.